Messenger RNA from Branchiostoma floridae (Florida lancelet), 771 nucleotides. Its product is annotated as mediator of RNA polymerase II transcription subunit 29-like. The transcript is spliced from 4 exons. Gene Ontology annotation, cellular component: mediator complex. The coding region runs from base 45 to 509 and encodes 154 amino acids. Gene Ontology annotation, biological process: regulation of transcription by RNA polymerase II. Gene Ontology annotation, molecular function: transcription factor binding; transcription coregulator activity. NCBI's taxonomy places the organism in Eukaryota, Metazoa, Chordata, Leptocardii, Amphioxiformes, Branchiostomatidae. The record is from RefSeq and is a predicted model, not a curated record.
AGUGUGGUUUCAUCCUAAUAUCAACCUAUUGAUGAAGAAUCAGCAUGGCAGGCCAGCAGCAACAACAACAGCAACAACAGCAGCAAACCAUGGAAGUAGACCCCGUCUCCAAGUUCAAACUGCUGGUUCCACAUUUAAAGGAGUCAUUGGUGAAUCUGAUGAGGAUAGCAGGGCAGAAUCUUGUGCAUAAUGCAGCAAUUGAUAAUCAGUUGAAAAGUGGCGAUAACCCUUCACAAAGGGUGGACAAAAACCUUGAAGAAUUCUAUUCAACUCUUGAUCAAAUUGAGCUUAAUUUGCGGCUUGCCCAGGAGUGCCUGACCCAACACCAGGAGAGUGUGCGCCACGCCCCGCUGCCCGUCCCCAUCAUGUCCAAACCUGAACCCAGCGGGGAGGGCCAGACCAUGCCGUAUGGACAGUUCCUGGGCCUGGCGAGGUCACAGGUCACAUGUGCAAAGGAGAUCCAUGAUGCUUUAGUGCGAUGUGCAGAUGACCUUGGCGGAAAAAGAUAGCUUUCAGAAGUACCAACUUGAACCAUAGAAAAACAUGAUUGCAAAUAGCAUCACAGUUAUGUUAUGAAUCAUUCCAAGUGUGCCCUUGUCCUUGUUAUCCUAUGUUAGUUUGUAAGCAAUUUGCACUGCCGUGGUGCGAGUGAUUACAGUUAAUAAUCAUAAUUCAUACACAAUAAAGUUGGGUCAUCAAAUUCAUACAUUCAUGUUCAACAUGAAUAAUGUUAAGUGAAAUACAUGUAUGUUGUAUCAAUUAAAUAAAGCU